AUGUUUCGUCUGACAAACGCCCCAUCUGCAGCCCAGCUCACGACGACGGUCGACGGCGUCAACGGGCAGGCGAACGGGCGGGCGAACGGAAAGGAAGGCGACGACCAGCAGUGCCUCUACUUUGUCGGCAACUCGCUCGGCGCCCAGCCCAAGGCGGUGCGCCGGCACGUCGACGCCCAGCUCGAGACGUGGGCCUCGAUCGGCGUCAACGGCCACUUCACCGACAUGGGCAACUCGCCCCUGACCCAGUGGCAGGACCUCGCCGAGGACUGCGCUAAGAAGUCGGCCGACCUCGUCGGCGCCGCGCCGCACGAGAUUGUCGUCAUGAAUACGCUCACGGUGAACCUGCACCUCCUCAUGGCCAGCUUCUACAAGCCCGACGCGCGGCGGCACAAGAUCAUCCUCGAAUGGAAGCCCUUCCCGAGCGACCACUACGCCAUCGAGAGCCAAGUCGUCUGGCACGGCCUCGACCCCGAGAAGAGCAUGGUCAAGAUCGAGCCGGACGAGGAUUCCAUCAUCCCGACAGAAAAGAUCCUGCGCACCAUCGACGAGCACGCCGACGACACGGCCCUCCUGCUGCUGCCCGGCAUCCAGUACUACUCGGGCCAGCUCUUCGACAUGGCCACCAUCACCGCCCACGCCAAGGCGCGCGGCAUCGUCGUCGGCUGGGACCUCGCCCACGCCGCCGGCAACGUCGAGCUGCGGCUGCACGACUGGGACGUCGACUUCGCCUGCUGGUGCACCUACAAGUACAUCAACGCCGGGCCCGGCGCCAUCGCCGCCGCCUUCGUGCACGAGAAGCACGGCGCCGUCGAGUGGGCGCAGGGCGCCGAGCGCCCCUCGUACCGGCCCCGCCUCGCCGGCUGGUACGGCGGCGACAAGAGCGUGCGGUUCAACAUGGAGAACCUCUUUGUUCCCUCGGCCGGCGCCGCCGGCUACCAGGCCUCGAACCCGAGCGCCAUCGACCUCGCGAGCCUGUCGGGUGCCCUUUCCGUCUUCGCCAAGACGCGCAUGAAGGACCUCCGCAGCAAGGCGCUCGUCUUGACCGCCUACGCCGAGCAUCUCCUGCUGCGGAUGCGCGACGAAGCGUCCGGGCCGGAGCCGCUCUUCCGCAUCCUUACGCCCGCCGACCCCCUGCAGCGGGGCACCCAGCUGAGCGUGCUGCUGCGCGACGGCCUGCUCGACGCCGUCGCCGAGGCGCUCGAGGAGAACGGCGUGAUUUGCGACAAGCGCAAGCCGGGCGUCAUCCGUGUCGCGCCCGUGCCCCUGUACACGCGCUUCGAGGAUGUCUGGAUGUUCAUGCAGGUCUUGCGGGGGGCCCUGGGGCUGCAGCGAUAG
This is a messenger RNA of Drechmeria coniospora, 1338 nucleotides long. RefSeq names its product kynureninase. Bases 1 to 1338 code for a protein of 445 amino acids. NCBI's taxonomy places the organism in Eukaryota, Fungi, Ascomycota, Sordariomycetes, Hypocreales, Ophiocordycipitaceae. Gene Ontology annotation, molecular function: kynureninase activity; pyridoxal phosphate binding. Gene Ontology annotation, cellular component: cytoplasm. Gene Ontology annotation, biological process: NAD+ biosynthetic process. The transcript has a single exon. The record is from RefSeq and is a predicted model, not a curated record.